Messenger RNA from Paramecium sonneborni, 3372 nucleotides. NCBI's taxonomy places the organism in Eukaryota, Ciliophora, Oligohymenophorea, Peniculida, Parameciidae. The record is from the annotation of a GenBank genome assembly.
AUGGAAAACUAAUUUGAACUUGAGUAAAAUAAUAGGUAUAUGUGUGAUGUGAUUAAUAGUAAAUCUGAAGUAAUUCUUGAGAAAUGUCUAACAAUGAUGAGACCUGAAGGUUUAGAACAGUUUCAUUUUAGAAUAGAAGAAUAAUUUUACAGAGUAAAAGUAAAUUGUAUUAAUUUAAUGAGUAGUAAAAUAAAGUACUUUUAAUACAUGAGAAAGAGGGAGAUGAUUUAUAAACCAUGUUAGCAUAUUGGAUAUAAGAACAUUAAUAAAGAAAUGUAAUCAUUAUUAUAGAUUAAAGAGAGAUCUAAUAAUCCCAUAUUUAGUUGAACAUGAGAACUAAAAUCAUUAUUAUGCUAUUUAUUACAUUUUAACAAAAUUACGAGUAUCUAAAUUGAAUAAAUAAGGCUGUGUUUAAUAUUACUCAAAAAGUUGAAUUAGAGAGUGAGAAAUUGAAAUAAUAUUUUGAAUAUUGGUUGAAUUUAUGUUCAAGAGAACUUGGAAAUUAAUUAUAUAGUGAUUGUAAAGUAGCAUAUAAACGAGUAUAUCUUAUCAUAUUAUUGAGGGUAAUCAUUGUAAUUCAAGGAAUCGAUAAAUUUUAUAGUAACGGAGAGGUAAGAGUAUCAUCUUGGUUACCUAAAAUAUUGCCUGAUAAUAUUAAACUUAUAGCUUCAGCCAAAUAAGGUAGUAAAGCAUUUGAAUAUUAUUAAUCUAUUGGUAAUCCAAUUAUUCCUAUGUAAGAUUUAUUUAAUUAUUUCUAGUGAAAAUGAGAGUAUUCAAAUUUGGAAUCUUAUAAAAAAUAAUUCAUGCAUACAUAAUGCACUUUUACAUGUUCCUGAAUAAUUACGUUGUUAAUUACAUUUUCUUAAAAUAUUUUAUACUAUUCUAAGUAAUCCUUUAGAUGAAUAUACUUAAUUAAUUACAGAUGUAUUGGCAUAAGCAGAAAGUAAUUAUGAAAAUAAUAAAUUAUUAGAAUUCCUUAAUGAAUAUGAAUUCUUUACUAUUCUUGUUAAUUAAUUUUGUCAUCAUGAUCCUAUUGCUUCUUCCAUCUUUUGUGUUCUUUCUUAUGUGAAUAAAGGUAUUAUCAUCAAAUUUAUUAAUCAAGGUAUCUCAAUUGAUGAAAUCAUGGCUAGUUGUUAAUGCACACAAGAAUAGUUUAUAAAAGUUUAUGAUUUUUUCAAGGUAUUUCUUGUUAUUAUUCUAUAGAUCUGUUUCCUUGAAAAUAAUCUAGUCUACGCUAUCUAUAUACUUACUAUGAGAUAAGCAAUCUAAUCUAUCUAAUAUAACAAAAACCUUUAUGAGUAAUAUUUAUAAAUAAUUGAACAUUCAAACAACUCUAACAGAAAGUUAGAAGAACUCAUCUUUUAAUAUACAAAAAAUAAAAAAUUCUUUAAACUCAAAGAAAUUAUUAUUAAUAUAGAACAUUUUUUAAUGCUUUGGAAUCCUUAUAAUAAAUUUGAAUUGUGUUAAUUAUGGGAUAUGUUAGAAUAAAAUGGAUAUGAUUUAGUUAUGGAGUAUAAUAAAGCAGUUGAGAACUUUUAAGCCAUUUAUAAACCAACAACAGAAGGAUUAUUUUUCAUCAUGUUAUAAAUUUGUAUAUUCUUAAGAGAAUUUUCUAAUUUUGAAAAGUAAUUGAAUAUUUAAAUAAUAAACUAGAGAAGGCACACCUGCCUAUAAACAUCCCUUAUUAAGAGGUUAAUCAAUAGAAUUUGAAGAAGUAGGAUUAUAUGGUGAAUUAAGUUAAUUAAAGAUGUUAGCUAAGAAAAAACCAAAAUAAUAAUUAAAUGAAGAUUAUUUCCCUACUAUAAUGAAUAGUGUCUAAUUAGAAAAUCUUAAUUUAGAUAUUAAAAAUAAUAGAGAUAGCUUUAUCAAUUAUUAUUAAUCAUAAUUUGAUUAAAUUACUUUAUAAGAAUAUCUAUAAACCAAAUAAGAUUUUUUAAGAGAGAAAUUGUUAUCAACUUCAAAAAUUCCAAAUCCUUAUUAUUAUAAAAGAUGGUUGUGGGUUUAAUUUCCUUGGUUGGCACUUACUUAAAAAAAUAAUUUCUCAAAGUUAAUGUAAUUUUAUGGAAAAGAUUCUACUUAAUAUAUGUCAAUCCAAGAAGAAAUACUAAUAAAUUAAAAAGCCAUUCGAUUAGUAAUAAAUGCAAAGAGUUCAAAAGAUAAAUCUAUUCAUAAAUUACCUGAUAUUAAAUAAAGAUAUUAUAGUCCAACAGUUAAUAAGGAUGAACCUAUAAGAAGAUUUAAUCAAUCUUUAGAAAAAAGCAUAGAUAGAGUGCCAUCUUCAGGAAGAAGAGGAGUACCAGAGAACAAAAAGAAAGGAUUAUACAUUAAAAAAUACAAUUAAUUGUAAUAUUAAAAGUAAUAUAUUAAUUCAAUUAUUAUAGUUAAUAAUUAAAGAAUAAAUUAAAAGAAUUAUAAACAAUCAAAUAAAACCUUUAUCCAUAAGAAGCAACAAUUGAAGCUUAUAGAUUAAAUGAUUUAACAAAGAAUCAAGGAGAUGAAAUGAAAAAACAGAUGGAUAAUUUACAAGGAGUUUAGAAUGAAAUGAAAAGAAUGUAAACAGUUUUGAAAUUAUGUUAAUUCAAUUAAGAUUAAAAUGAGGAAAGAGUGUAAUAAUUGUUCAAACAUUGUAAGAAUUUAGAUAGAAUGAUAAAUGAAUAUAAAUUAAUAACUAGGGAAUUAAGUGAUAAAUUAAGUUUAUAUAAACAAAAGACUAAAUCGGAACCAAGUAAACCUUAAAAACAACAACAUAUAUCAAAAUAGUUUAUGACGAUGAAAGAUUUAAGUUCAGUUAGUUAAAAAGUAGUAAAUACAAAUGGAAAUAUUAAUUUAAAUGAUUAUAAAGUUAAAGUUACAUUUGAUAUGUAAGAUUAAAAUUAAUAAAAUCAGCAUAAUAAGAAUUUGAAUUUAAAGCAUUCGAAUUCAAUAAAUAAUAAUAUAUAAUAAUAAGAUAAACUAAGAGAAACAUAGACAAGAUUAAUGUUGGAAUAAAUGCCAUCAAAUAGAAUGAUCACACCUGGAUAUAGAUUAUCACUUAAACCAAAAGGGGAUGGUGGUGAUCAAAUAGAUUUUCAUAUUUUAGAAUAGAUUAGACAUCUUCAUUCUUUAGGAAUUGCUAAUACUUAUAAUAAUCCAACAUUUGAUGAAUUUCUAAAUCAUCUUACAAAAUUUAAUGAAUUAAAUUUAGAAGUUUAGGAAUGUUAAUUAAAAUUAAAUGAAGUGAGAAUAAAGAAAUAAGAGAAACAAACAUUUUUAAAAGUAACAAAUUUAAUAUUAAUUAAUAAAGAUAUUACAAAAAAAUGAGAAACCUCAAGAUUAAAAAGCUGAGUAAUUUAUAUCUUCAGACGAUGUAGAUAAAUUGAGAAGAGCAAAUGA